GUCAGCCAACCAGACCACAUCCCCAAGCCUCCCCUUGCUCGAGCUCCCUCCUACCCUCUCCUCGCCGGCCGAGAAUCCCCACCUCUGCGCCGAUCAUCUACCAACGCGGCGCCGGCGCCGGCGCCACCGACGCCGACGCCGACGCCGACGCACGGAGAUUCAAAUGUCCGCUGCCGCAUCCUCCUUGCUGCGCCCGGCGCCGAAGUGGGGCGGCGCGCCGUCGCACCGCCGGCUCGUGGAGGAGCACCUGGCCUCGCUCCCGCACGGCCUCCCACGCCUCCGCCACGUGCAGGAGCUCCACGCGCAGCUCCUCAAGCAGGGGCUCCACCGGGACCCGCAUACCGCGUCCAAGCUCAUCGCUUCCUACGCGCUCCUCCGCCGGGUCCCCGCCUGCCGCUGCGUCUUCUCUGCCGCCGUGGCGCUCCCGAACAGCCCGUUCCCCUCCAGCACUACCUUGCUCACCAAGACACUCCUCCGCGCCUACGCGCUCAACUCCCUUCCCCACGCCGCGCUCGCCGUGUUCUUGGACGUGCCGUUGCGCCAGCGGGGCACAUUCACCUACUCCUUCCUCAUCAAGGCGCUCGCCGCUGCGGGCCUCACGCCAGUCCGCGGGGCGCAUGCGCACGUCGUCAAGCUCGGGUCCGCCGAGGACACCUUCGUUGGAAAUGCGCUGAUCGACGCCUACUCCAAGAACCAGGGGCUAUCUGACGCGAAGAAGGUGUUCGACGAAAUGACGACACGAGACGUUGUGUCCUGGAACACGGCCAUGGCCGCAAUGGUGCGGCAAGGGGAGGUGGACGCAGCAAGGAGCAUGUUUGACGAGAUGCCCGAGAAGGACACGGUGAGCUGGAACACAAUGCUGGAUGGCUAUGCCAAAGCUGGGGAGGCAGAGAAGGCCUUCGAGCUGUUCCAGCGCAUGCCGGGGAGGAAUGUGGUGUCCUGGUCGACUGUGGUGUCAGCCUACUGUAAGAAGGGUGACAUGGAGAUGGCGCGGGUUAUAUUUGAUAAGAUGCCGGCCAAGAACUUGGUGACAUGGACCAUAAUGGUCUCAGCAUGCGCUCAGAAGGGGCUUGUGGAGGAAGCAGGCAGGUUGUUUACUGAGAUGAUGGAUGCUGCCAUUGAGCUUGAUGUAAUUGCAGUUGUGAGUAUACUGGCUGCAUGUGCUGAAUCUGGCUCCCUUGCCCUUGGUAAGAGGAUUCACCGGCAUGUGCGCCAGAGGAAGCUGAGUAGAUCAACCCUGGUAUGCAAUGCCCUGAUGGACAUGUUCUGCAAGUGUGGAUGUGUUAACCGAGCCGACUACAUAUUUGACACUGAGAUUGUUGAAAAGGAUUUAGUGUCAUGGAACAUUAUAAUUGGAGGGUUUGCAAUGCAUGGCCCAGGUGAAAAGGCGCUGGAACUCUUCGCACAAAUGAAGCAGCAAGGCUUUCACCCCGAUGCUGUGACACUCAUCAAUGUUCUCAGCGCUUGCACGCACAUGGGGCUUGUGGAAGAAGGACGGAGGUUCUUUGCCAACAUGGAGACAGACUAUGGCAUUAAGCCUCAGAUAGAGCAUUAUGGUUGUAUGGUCGAUCUUCUUGGCCGUGGAGGGCUCAUUAAGGAGGCUGUUGACAUGAUCAAAAGGAUGCCCUGGGAGCCUAAUGAGGUCAUAUGGGGGUCCUUGCUCAGUGCAUGCCGACUGCACAAGAAUGUGGAGUAUGCAGAACUGGCAGUGAACGAGCUGAGCAAUUUGCAGCCCUCAAGUGCAGGGAACUACGCUGUCUUGUCGAACAUCUAUGCAGAGGCUGGGAAGUGGAGCGAUAUGGCGAAGGCAAGGGUGCAGAUGAAAGGAACAGGGUCUCAGAAAACAGCUGGUUCAAGCUGGAUAGAACUUAAUGAGGCGUUCCACGAAUUCACAGUUGGGGACAGAAAGCACCCAGAGUCUGACCAGAUAUCUGAUAUGAUAGAUAGGCUGAGUUCGCAUGUUAAGUUUGUUGGCUGUGUUCCGGUUGGCCAUGAACUGUUUGUUCAGUGAGUGAUAGACAGACUACAUGAGAGAGGUCCGGAGAAGGGAUAAACCGAUGUAAGUUUUUCCCUGCAAAUGUGGUGCAAAUGUGGAGAGACUGUUUCC
Molecule: messenger RNA, 2107 nt
Organism: Zea mays
Lineage: Eukaryota; Viridiplantae; Streptophyta; Magnoliopsida; Poales; Poaceae
Exons: 1
Coding region: 164-2011 (615 amino acids)
Biological process (GO): RNA modification
Molecular function (GO): RNA binding; protein binding
Source: RefSeq, marked provisional